UGCUUCUUAGGUCUUGGAUGGAUUGUAUAGUUUAUCAGAAGAGCAAUUCAAGGCCCUUGGGCCUCUUGUUGAUAGUAUUUUAUUAGACAGUAUUUAUAAGCUUUAUGAUAAAGUGACAGAUACUAAUUAUUUGUGCCUGGAUCGAUAGAUCCUAGGCGUAUAUUGUUUUUGUUCUGACUGUUUGUUUGUCCGCAAAAUUUAACAUUCGCCAUAACUUUUGAACAAUGAAAGGUAGAGACUUAUUUGGAAUGCAUACUUCACUAAUUCAGACCUCAAAUGACACCAACGUCAAUGACCUUGUGACCUUGACUGUGAAUUAUCUACAUGCUAAAAAUAGCUUUUUUAUCUGCAAACUUACUUUCUUCUCCAUGAAUUUUGAACCCUGAAAAAUAGAGACUUUAUGCAUACUUCACUAAUCAAGUUCUUUCAAAUGACACCAAGGUCAAUAACCUGGUAACCUUGACUGUGACCUAUAGACUAAAAAUAACUUUUCAGUACCUUCCCCUUAACCUUUUAACCAAAAAAGAUAGAGACUUCAUAUUUGGUUUGCAAACUUAACUUAUCAAGCUCUUUCAAAUGACAGCAAGAUCAAUGACCUUAUGACCUUGACUGUGACCUAUAGGCUAAACAUAUCUUUUUUCAUACCUUCACCAUAACUUUUGAACCAUAAGCUGAUAAGAGAUAGAGACUUCAUAGUUGGUGUGCAAACUCCACUUAUCAAGUUCUUUCAAAAGACACCAAGAUCAAUGACCUUGUGACAUUCACUGUUACCUUAGGCUAAAAAUAGCUUUUUCGAAAUUUUGUUGCCACCCGGCUCAUAGUGUUUCACAAACACAUCUUGUUUUUUUUCUCCAUUUCUUUUUGAGAAAUCUGUUUAAAUAGAAUCUACGGGUAUUUUGUACUACCUUAAUUUUUUUAGGCUGAUGCUGGGGAAGAAGAUGUCACUGUUCAGAUUUCACCCAUGAGGUUUUAUGUAACUGACGAUGCUUUCAAGUACCUCCAUGGAUUAGAUGUGAAGGAAUUUGUCGAUGAAUUCCACCUCCUUCUGAAAAGAAGUCAGCUGAGGACAUUAGGCCCAUCAGAGGUUCCAAAAGCAAGGCAAAGAAGCCAGUACAAGCAUACCCGUACUUUCUGGGAAGAAGUGGAGCUUCUUAGAAAUCUCCAUCCAGAGAAGGGGUUGCUGGGAGAAGAUGAAAUGCUCAACACAGCAGCUAAAGAAUGGAGACGGCAGGCAGAGUCUGCUUUGAAUGUUCAGGAAGGUCAUCUUGGAGGUCUGCUGAAGGAGGCAAUUGCAGUUGCGUGUCUCAGCCAGCGCUGUUUUCUUUGGGCCGAGUCUGUGACCAAGGCUUAUGCUUCCUGGAAGCUGAAGAACCAGAGCAACAAUAAAGUUAACCGUAUGCUGUUCGUGCAACUCCCAGGUCUACGAGACGAAGAGAUGGUGUUCCACCUGCUACAGUCGUUCAGGAGUGGGGAGCUGAACAAACUGGAGUUUAAUGAGAAGUUGAAGGAAGCAAAGGUAGCAGCAAGCAGAGGGAAAAAAAGACAGUUGCCAGCAUUAAAUGACUCAGAGACGGACUCUGGAAGUUUGAAAAGAAGAAAUGCCCUUCUUGAAGCCCGGAUCGUGACCCUCCAAAGAGAGAUGGCAGAUCUUAGAGACAAACUGAGAACACCCGAGACACCUGCAACGGAUGUUUAUACCUUUCACGGAAGUGAUGAUGAAGAUGCUUCGCUUCCAUCAGUGACCCCACCAAGAAGUGAAGAUGAAGAAGAGGCCCUCCAGACAAAUGAGACUGAUUCUGAGGAAGAACCUUUGUCAGAUGACAGUAUAUCUCUUCUGUUACCGACCAUCACUUACUCACGGAAUAUUGGGAAGAGGGUGUGCCAAGAAGAAACAGAACACAGAAACGGUCCCGAAGAAAACGGCUCAAAGACGGAUGAGUCAAAUGAGAGAGUUCUCCUGGAUACCCUCUCCAGAUUGGACGAACGGCAGGGAGAAGAAUGUCAGCAUGUUGAGGAAGAAGAAGGCGCUGGAGGAAGGUUUUUCACCGACGAUGAGUUCUCUAAUCUGCAGCCAGCAUUACCAGUUUGGGCCCAAGAUGAUGGGGAAUGGUUCAAGGCCAAAGUUGUGAAGAGUGGUAGCAAGGGGGUGAAAGUCCACUACAUUGGAUAUGGCAAACAACAUGAAAAGACCCUCGGGAAGACAGAAGUCAAGACAUACCGCUUUUCGGUUGGAGAACGAGUCAGGGCCAGGUGGGAAGAUGGCCACCUGUACCGGGGGACCGUGAAGAGAUCGAAAGAAAAAGUGUACACCAUCCUCUUUGAUGAUGGAGUGACCUGGGACACAGAGGAUGUGACCUUUUAAGGAUCUCUGAAGAUUUAACAUACCCAGGAGCUUCUCAACUCCUUACAAAGCCACACCUGUGCCUGAAUGUUUGCUGCUUUGAUAAAAACUUUUCUGUUAUUUAUUUUUAAUGGAUGUAUUUAUUUAUAUGAUAUGGAAAAACUGUGAUUAAAACUUU
Messenger RNA from Saccostrea cuccullata (small rock oyster), 2519 nucleotides. RefSeq lists its product as uncharacterized. The coding region runs from base 962 to 2362 and encodes 466 amino acids. The record is from RefSeq and is a predicted model, not a curated record. NCBI's taxonomy places the organism in Eukaryota, Metazoa, Mollusca, Bivalvia, Ostreida, Ostreidae. The transcript has 19 exons.